GUUUGCUAGAAGAGAAGAAGAAGUCGACAACAUGUGGUCGCUACCGCUCCUUGCCACAAUCGUGGCAUUAGGAGUCGUCCAAGCAGAAGACGAAGAAUCAUUUGCGCUGAAAUAUCUCAACCAGUUCAGCUAUCUUUCAAUGUCAAGAUCCGGCAACCAUGAUGUGAAGAAAGCCAUCAGCAACUUUCAGCGUUUUGCUGGCUUGGAUGUUACUGGUCGUCUGGACAGACCUACUCUAACUUUGAUGAAAAAACCGAGGUGUGGAAUGCCAGAUGAAGUGGCCAGCGGUAACCGUUUUCGCCGCUAUAAAACAGCCUCAAAAUGGAGGAAGACUUCUUUGACGUACUACAUCCAACAUGGCCGCGACCUCAGCAGAGAUCAGCAAGACCGUAUUUUUGCUAAGGCGUUGCAAUAUUGGGCUGACGUAUCAUCGCUCUCGUUCAGGAGAGUGAACAGUGCAGGACAAGCUGAUUUGAAAAUCAGUUUUGGAACCCGAAGACACGGAGGAACCAGUGCUGAGAGAACAUGUGGAAGUACAUUCGACGGCCCGGGUAGGGUUCUGGCACACGCGUACUUCCCCUCGGACGGCCGCGCCCAUUUUGACGAAGAUGAAACAUACACAGACGGGCAAUCAAGGGGAACAAAUUUGCUGUGGGUUGCCACCCAUGAAUUUGGGCAUUCACUCGGUUUGGAACACACCAACGUCAAAGGUGCAAUCAUGUACCCCUACUAUACUGGCUACGUUCCUAAUAUGAAGCUUCACUCUGAUGACAUUGCAGGGAUACGCUCACUUUACGGAUCUGGCGGCGGAGGUGGAGGUGGGGGCGGAGGUGGAGGCGGCUGUGUAGACAAGGAUCGACGUUGCCGUGGAUGGACCAGAUACUGCCGCUCCAACAGAUAUGUCCAGGCUAACUGUCGGAAAACAUGCAGAUUUUGCUGAACUGGAUGGUACUCACAUCCAAACUACAGUUAUUGAAAGGAACGACAUCUGGAGCACCUUUUGAAAGCAUAAAAAUCGUUAGCUUUGACCAUGAGUAGCACUGUAGCUUAGACGAACGAAUGAAUGAUUAAACGGAUUAUUCAAAUGAA
This is a messenger RNA of Pocillopora verrucosa, 1089 nucleotides long. NCBI's taxonomy places the organism in Eukaryota, Metazoa, Cnidaria, Anthozoa, Scleractinia, Pocilloporidae. The record is from RefSeq and is a predicted model, not a curated record.